This is a messenger RNA of Synchytrium microbalum, 1140 nucleotides long. RefSeq lists its product as uncharacterized. The record is from RefSeq and is a predicted model, not a curated record. Lineage: Eukaryota; Fungi; Chytridiomycota; Chytridiomycetes; Synchytriales; Synchytriaceae. Gene Ontology annotation, molecular function: long-chain fatty acid transmembrane transporter activity; long-chain fatty acid-CoA ligase activity. The coding region runs from base 1 to 1140 and encodes 379 amino acids. The transcript is spliced from 5 exons.
AUGGACAAAGUACCUCCAUUCACAUGGACACCAUCCGGAGAUCCGCGUACAGAUCCCAUUGGAUAUCUGGAUUCCAUGUUGGACGUUUCACGAGUUCGUGAACGUGUUUCCGCGCUGAUUCCUUACCAGCUUCAGCUAGCAGAUUGGCUCGCCAAAGGUGGCAAUUGGCCAUGGAGGAUAUUUGCAAAGUCGGUGGAAAAACAUCCGAACAAGGAAGCGUUUGUAUACGCUGAGGAUGGGAGAUCUUGGACUUAUGGAGAACUGCAUCGAGACUCAAACGCAUUCAGCAACAUCCUGCUACAGCUAGGAGUAAAGCCCAAGGAUAUCGUCCCCCUCGUGAUGGAAAACAGUCCCGAAUUUGUCAUCGCAUGGCUAGGAAUCCUGAAAAUCGGCGCCUGUUGUGCAAUGAUCAACCACAAUCUGCGUGGAAACGCCCUAUCUCAUUGCCUAACAGUGUCGAAUGGCAAAGCUAUCGUGUUUGGCCCUGCUUUUGAAUCUGCAAUUAAAGAAUUGGGAAUUCAUAAUGAUGGGAAACGACUGUUUAUUGCCUUUGGUGAGCAGCCUGUGUCGUGGGCUACCAAGAGUUUAGGUAUUAAGGAUUUGAACGCCAUUUCUGGUGCUGACGUGCCUGAUGCCAUCAAGAAGGCAUUUACGGUUACGGAUCUGGCAGAGUUCAUCUAUACGAGUGGAACCACUGGUCUUCCCAAAGCAGUCAAUGUCACGCAAGGCCGCAUGUAUACCGCCGGAGUCGGCUCUAUGAUUGGAACCAAGUUUGUGGAAGAUGAUCGUUUCUACACUGGUCUUCCACUCUAUCACUCGGCUGGCAACUGGCUGGGAAUGGUAGCGUCAUUUAAUAUGGGAAUGACUUUUAUAGUUGCUAGGAAGUUUUCAGCCAGUAGAUUCUUUGCUGAUGCCAAAAAGUACAACGCAACCACAUCCCAAUAUAUUGGCGAACUCGCACGCUAUUUACUGGCGUCUCCUCCCUCGCCAACUUUUGGCCGUGGCCACAAGAUACGUGCCAUGAUCGGGAAUGGUCUACGGCCUGAAAUCUGGCAUCAAUUCAAGACACGUUUUGGGAUACCCAUCAUCAAUGAAAUAAGUGAAACAACGCGCAGUGAUUUUGAUAGUUGUGACAACUAA